CUGAGCCUCGUUUCUGCUAUUUCUUGGGUGAUGGUAGCCAUUUUGUAGAAAGAAUGACUCGACCUGUCACUGAUUUCGGACGAUUUUCACACUACAGUUAAAACCUAAUGAAAAAAUAGAUAGUGUAAUUUAAAGAUUAUACAUUCAUCAACAAAUAUAAGUCCACUCUUAUGAUUGUGAUCGUCAUAUAAUUGUUAUAUUUUACCCCGUAAUAAGGUGUGGUAUGGACUUGAGUGUGCAUGGUGUGUAUUCUCGUAGGAAAAGCGCCAAAAAGUUAUCCUGUAACGGAAAUAUUGUUGGUGCUUGUUAUUCAACAACUUAUCUAUCAAUGUUAUAAGUAACUUGGAAACAAGAUUUAUCACUCUUUGAGUGGUCUGUGUAGAAUUUUUUCGUCCAAAGGUUUUUCGAGUUCGGUUCGGAGGCUGACCACAAAGAAAAAAAUGCCGGCAACCAGUAAAGCCAGAGUGUAUGCAGAUGUGAAUGCUUUGAGACCAAGGGAAUAUUGGGAUUACGAGUCCCAUGUUGUUGAAUGGGGUCAACAAGAUGAUUAUCAGAUUGUCAGGAAACUUGGCAGAGGAAAGUACAGUGAAGUCUUUGAAGCUGUCAACAUCACAAAUAAUGAAAAAUGUGUCAUCAAAAUAUUAAAGCCAGUAAAGAAGAAGAAAAUAAAGAGAGAGAUUAAGAUUUUGGAAAACCUGCGUGGUGGAACUAAUAUAAUAUCGUUAAUGGCGAUUGUUAAAGACCCAGUAUCAAGAACACCAGCAUUGGUAUUCGAACAUGUUAACAAUACAGACUUUAAACAAUUGUAUCAGACAUUUACAGAUUAUGACAUCAGAUUUUAUUUAUUUGAAUUACUCAAGGCAUUAGAUUAUUGUCACAGUAUGGGUAUAAUGCACAGAGAUGUCAAACCACAUAAUGUUAUGAUAGAUCAUGAAACUAGAAAGUUACGACUUAUAGACUGGGGUUUAGCUGAAUUUUAUCAUUGUGGAAUGGAAUACAAUGUAAGAGUAGCCUCUAGAUAUUUUAAAGGUCCAGAAUUAUUACUUGACUAUCAGAUGUACGAUUAUUCAUUAGACAUGUGGAGUCUAGGAUGUAUGUUUGCUAGUAUGAUUUUUAGAAAAGAACCAUUUUUUCAUGGUCAUGAUAACUAUGAUCAGCUUGUACGAAUAGCUAAAGUAUUAGGAACAGAUGAAUUGUAUGCAUACAUAGAAAAGUAUCAGAUAGAUCUAGACCCUAGAUUUAAUGAUAUAUUAGGAAGGCAUUCACGAAAACGAUGGGAAAGAUUUGUACAUUCUGAAAAUCAACAUUUAGUAAGUCCAGAAGCAUUGGACUUUUUAGAUAAAUUAUUGCGAUAUGAUCAUCUUGACAGAUUAACGGCUAGGGCAGCAAUGGAACACCCAUAUUUUUAUCCUAUAGUAAAAGAACAAGGAAGAAUUUCCUCAUCAAUGUCAGGGCACAAUUCACCUACACCUGUACCUAAUCAAGGAACAAUCGGAGGUGCUACCAUGAACAGUACUGCAGCUGUCAACAGUUCACCUGUCAUCACCCCCAGUAUGUCGCCCCUUCCUAACAGUACAGCUGCCGCCGCCCAAUCUUAGUGCUAUAUAUGUCUGCUUGGGCUUGAUACGUGUCUAUUGUGAUAACUAAAACUUUGCCAUCAGCUACAGGGAACGAUUUGCCUGGUGAUGCCGAGUAUUUAUUAGUGAGCUGGUGUUGUGUCGACUUAAUGCAAAUUGUGAUGACCUGAACAAAUCAACAGGGCAAUAGCAAUACAAGAUAAACAUGUCAUUUGUUCACUCACCUGUUAUCAUUCAUAUUAUAGGGUAACGAUACUCGCCCGUCAAAACUUUUUCUUCAAAAAUAUAUAAGUCUGUGUUUCAGCUAAAAUAAGACAUUUUAUUUGUUUUAUUGAAUAUUAAAGGGAAUUUUUUUUGCCAAAAAGAUUGAAAGAAAAGAUGUCAACUUUCUAACUUUUAUCAUUAAUCAUUUUAAAGUAGUGGUUAGAAAAAUGGGGUUAAAUCACUUGAGGUAUAGAAUAUAUUUUUUUUUUUUACUUUUUCACAUAAUACAUGAUAUUUAGUCAAUGGACAGAAAAUAUUGUCUCUACAACAACAUUGUUUAUGUCAGCUGUUUUUCAUUUAUGAUGUAUGAUUUAUUUGAUAAUUUGAUAAUUUAUGUCUUGACAAGUGCUGAAAUUGAACCUGAUGUUUUUUGUUUUUAUUUGAAGUAAAAGAAACUAGAAAUAAAUAAUAUAGUUUAAUGAUCAAGAUAAAAUAUGUUCCCCUGCAUAAUUAAAAAGUUACUGAUAUGGGCUGUAUAAUGGAAGUAAACCAAAAUAAUUUAAUUGCACUGUGAAUUAGAAGCAUCCAUUUCAUGCAAACCAAAUCAACAAAAAUAAUAAGGCAUCCUAUCAACACAAACUAAAUUAUUCUACAUUUUUAAUAUUUGGUAGGUUUUAAUUUUGAUAGGCUGGUAAAGUUUCUCAGUCAAAUAAUUUUUGAUACAAAUUUACAAAAAUUACAGAAUUCAAACAUAAUAUUUCUCUUAAUAUUAUAAUUUAUGUAGACAUUUAUGCAAGAUGAACUGUUUUAAUGACCUUGAUUGAGUUCAUGACUUCUUAAGUCUUCUGAAACUCAAUAAUCCAGAGAACUUGUAGGAAAAGAUGAAAACAAGUCCUGAUUCUGUUUUUGUUGCUUGUGUUUUGUUAUGGAUUACACAUAGGAAUCUGUUUUCACUAUAGUAUUCUUCAUAGGUAAAACAAAAUUUCUUAGGGAUCCCUUAGACUUGAGCUAAGUGCCUUUCACCAUACAGUGAAAUCACAAAAAAAAGACCUAAAAUGAUACAAUAUGAUAAUGGAUGUGUUGUGGUAGGUAGGUAAAAUGUAAUAAAUACUGUGGCCAUAAAACAAAUAUUGGUGCAAAGCUUUAUUUACAUCACCUGUCUAACAGGUGCUGUCUUGUGUGUGCCAGGAAAGGGUUUUAAUUGAUUUUCAGAGCUGUAGAGAAAAAAAUUUGAAAGGCAAUGUGUCCAGAUGUAUACAUUUGCAGCUUCUUCAUAUUUCUUUUCAGACUUGAAUACAGUAAACUUUUGUCGGACAUUAGGCAGGGCCAUUGUUUGCUUGACCUUUGAAAAUUCUACCCAGGUUUAACAUCUGAUAAUAUUUUGUCUUUAUUUCACACCAACAUGUUUUUGAAACUGUCUUGUAUUCUGGGAAUGUUGGUAAAAAGGUUUUGUUACAAAAUUUGAUACAUCAUAUACGUUGACAAGAAAAUUAACACUCUUUAGGGUGAAUACAGAUAUCAAAUAUAAAUUUUAUAUGGCUUUUUUCCAUAUUGCAUCAGUAUCAACCAAAACACCUGAUAAGGUGUAUGAUACUGCAAAAUCCGUAUCAUAUAAACUUUAUUAUAUACUGAAAAUAUGUUUUGCUGCUGCUGUUUUGAUUUAAUACAGAUUUUGGGAUUUGAUAGAGCCUGUGCAACCAUGAUUGAUGUCAUUAUGGAUGGCUGAUAAAGAUUGCCAUGAUUGUAUUAGUAUUUUACAAAUUAAAGUUUCUUCUAUUUACUACCAGGUAUAUAGUAAAGCUUGAUAAACACUUGUUUACUCACAGGAAUGAUUUAGGUCUAAUGAAUUUAAGAAUGAAAAGUUACUUUUACUAAUAAUGAUUUUAAUUGCUGUUAUAUAAUAUUGUAAAGCAGGUCUCAUUGGAAAUGUCUUUCAGUUUACAAUGUAUAGUUUAUCAUAACUUUUUUGUAUCGUUUGACUCUCACAGAUCUGUUUACAUAUAAAUAUUUUCAUCAUGUUGUUUGUGACUGGAUAUUAUCCAUUUCUGCAUCAGGAAAGAACAUUCACAUUAGCAUUCUGUACAAAUUAAGUCUAAUUUAUGCUUACUUUUAUGAUAACAGGUCUCAGGAGAAAUGCAUACAGGAAAUAUCUUCAUACAAUGAGGAUAUUGCAAAAUAAAUGAUUAAAUAAAUAGAAAAUAAUCAUAUUGAUAUAGCGAGAGAGGAGCAGACAUACACUAGGAAAUAAUCAUUUGCAGAUGCAUUUAUUUAUGAAGAUUAACUUAAACAUUUGCUGUAAUGAUGUGGUUGCGAAAGUUGAAUGAGACUCCAAAAUCCUUACAAAGAAAGUUUAAUUUAGCUGGCACCACACAAAUGUUUGAUAUUGUUCUUAAAGUCUUUAACUGAGGUUUAUAACAAACAUCAGUCAUAUGUGCAUGCUAAGAUACUUUGCUGUCAAUGUCUGAAGCACAACAUUUGAUAUAGAUCUGAAAAAUCUCUUUUGGCAAUUGUAUGUCUUAAAAAUAAACACAUCUUGGUAUUUGCAAGCACCAGAUCGGUGUAUGCAUCAUUCAUAGUUAGGACUUUGUAUGGAUAAUCUCAAUUAUUCAAAUUCUUUUUCACAAAUAUGGUGCCUGGGCAAACAGCUGUAACAAUAUAUUCUAUAUGAAAUUUUGUAUUUAAAUCAUGGUGAACAAUUGUAUUAUCAGUAUUAGAAUAUCCUGUGAAAAAAGUACUUGAAAUAUGGUAAUUCUCUCUUUUAACUCUGUAGAUCAAAUUAUUGUUAAUUUUUUAAAUGAUUGCUCUGUUUUUGCAUAAUUUACUCUUGUUUUGUUAAUUAUUUCCAUCAUACCAAAUUUCAUUUUUUCACAUGUUGCCCCAGAAAUGAGAGUUGUCCUUUUAUUUUUUAUUGUCAUGUGGAAAAAGGGAUUCAGUUUAUUUCUUGUUGUAGACAAAUUUGUCUUGUUGACAUUGCACUUGUGUUAUUUGUUUCAUUUUGUCUUGUUUACAUAAAAUUUCAUUUGUAUAAAACAUUAAACCAUGUAUAUUUAAAAUUAACUUGAAAUUGUUUUUGAUCAAUUUUGUCUGGAAAAAAGACAUUCAGUUUAGUAAAUUUAAAUGUAAUAUGUUUUUUGUAUUAUUGUUCAUUUGUGAAAUGAAGACAUGAAAUGAAUUUGUCUACAACAAGAGAAUGUUAAUUUCACUCUGAAGUUGUCUCCCCAUGCUGAUAUUGCAAGGGAGGUCAUUAUGAAUAUUAUCUCCCUUUCUUUAUAUAAGGUCAAAGUAGAGAUGACUGAUUGAAGAUUUAUAAUUUGAUUCUGGUGCGUGUCAUAUCAUAGAAUACUUUUAUAUGUAAAGGUAGAUGGAACUAGCUGUGGUUCAUGUCUACCUAAUGCCAAGUCAAAUAUGAACAUUUAAUAAA
Molecule: messenger RNA, 5202 nt
Organism: Mytilus californianus (California mussel)
Lineage: Eukaryota; Metazoa; Mollusca; Bivalvia; Mytilida; Mytilidae
Product: casein kinase II subunit alpha
Exons: 12
Coding region: 441-1598 (385 amino acids)
Biological process (GO): protein phosphorylation
Cellular component (GO): cytosol; nucleus; protein kinase CK2 complex
Molecular function (GO): ATP binding; protein serine/threonine kinase activity
Source: RefSeq, a predicted model, not a curated record